Messenger RNA from Hyalella azteca, 2326 nucleotides. It is a transcript of the gene TM9SF4, whose product is annotated as transmembrane 9 superfamily member 4. The record is from RefSeq and is a predicted model, not a curated record. Gene Ontology annotation, biological process: protein localization to membrane. Gene Ontology annotation, cellular component: membrane. The transcript has 4 exons. The coding region runs from base 175 to 2046 and encodes 623 amino acids. Lineage: Eukaryota; Metazoa; Arthropoda; Malacostraca; Amphipoda; Hyalellidae.
CAAAUCUUGCUCACAGUAGUGCCUUUCGGCGAGCGAUCUUUUAUUUGUGUUUGAAGGUCAGCUGUCCCGGUUUGUUGUGUUGGCAUAAAAAUAUUUCCUCUGCAUCAAUAACUGAGCGUUACUAUCGAGUGCGAAGAUUGCUGAUUUAAGAAAGAUCGUGAUACCGCUGGAACAAUGAAGUUAUUUAUGUUUUUAUUUAUAUUGUCAUGGAGCGACGUUCUAGGAUUUUAUGUACCAGGAGUCGCCCCUGUAGAAUUCAAGAAAGGAAGUCCUGUGGAAGUAAAGGCUGUGAAGAUGACGAGUUCGCAGACUCAGCUGCCAUACCGGUACUAUUCUCUGAAAUUUUGUAAUCCACAAGGUGGUCCUGUGUAUAAAACUGAAAAUCUUGGAGAGAUUUUGAGAGGCGAUCGAAUUGUUUCCACUGCAUAUGAAGUAUUUAUGAGCAAGGAUAUUUCCUGCCAAUUUGUGUGCAACAAUGCUUCAUCUCCACUCAGCUGGUCAGAAGAGGACUCACAAAAUGCUAUUGAUAUGAUUAAACAUGACUACUAUGUGCAUCUUAUUAUGGAUAAUCUACCAAUUGCCACAAAAUUCAACCAUUUGGAAACAGGAGAUGUUGUGUAUGAACGUGGUUACAAGCUUGGUUUUGUCAAAGGAGAAGAGGUUUUCAUCAACAAUCACUUGGACUUCAUUCUCUCAUAUCAUGCUGAACCUAACAGUGAUGCAUUCAAGGUGGUUAGAUUUGAAGUUGUCACUAAAAGCAUAUCUCUCACUGACAUCAAACCAAGUGGAGGACCACAAGGAUGUAUUGUUCCUGAGCAAUUUUUGCCACAAAAACUGGUGCCUAAAGGUAAAAAUAAUAUCGUGUUCUCAUACUCGGUGACAUGGAAAGCAUCAGACGUUCACUGGUCAUCAAGAUGGGACAUUUACUUGCACAUGACCGACCUGCAGAUUCAUUGGUUCUCUAUCAUCAACUCCCUUGUGGUGGUCUUCUUCCUCUCUGGCAUUCUCACCAUGAUCAUGGUCCGCACUCUCCGCAGGGAUAUUGCAAGGUACAAUGCUGAUGACGUGUUUGAAGAAAGCAUGGAGGAAUCAGGCUGGAAAUUAGUCCAUGGUGAUGUGUUUCGACCUCCUCGCUUCCCAAAGCUUUUUGCUGCUCUCGUGGGCUCAGGUGUUCAGAUCUUGUGCAUGGCACUCAUCAUCUUGGUGCUAGCCAUGUUUGGCAUGCUGUCCCCAGCAAGCCGAGGCGCUCUCAUGACUGCUGGCAUCUUCCUCUAUGUGUUCAUGGCCCUUGUUGCUGGUUACAUGUCUGGCCGCUUGUACCGAACCCUGCGUGGCCAGCAGUGGAAGUCAGCAGCAUUUUGGACGGCUACAUUGUAUCCUUCAUACAUAUUCACGAUCGCCUUCUUCCUCAAUUUCUUUGUGUGGGGAAAAGAGUCUAGCAGUGCAAUACCUAUUCCUACUAUGCUGGCUCUUUUUUCUCUUUGGUUCUUUGUUGCCAUGCCUCUUACUUUCAUCGGCUACUUCUUUGGAUUCCGGAAGCAAGCAUAUGAGCAUCCCGUUCGCACCAACCAAAUUCCCCGGCAGGUCCCUGAACAGGUAUGGUACAUGCACCCAGCUCUGUGUCUGCUCAUGGCCGGUAUUCUGCCUUUCGGUGCCAUGUUCAUUGAGCUCUUCUUUAUUCUUUCUGCUAUCUGGGAGAACCAAUACUAUUACCUCUUCGGCUUCCUCUUCCUGGUGUUCCUGAUCCUCGUGAUCAGCUGUGCACAGAUCAGCAUUGUUAUGGUGUACUUCCAGUUGUGUGGAGAAGACUACCAUUGGUGGUGGCGGUCCCUGGUCACUUCAGGAGGCUCAGCGUUCUACAUCGCUCUGUACUCCAUUUUCUACCUGGUUACCAAGCUUGAGAUAUCAGAAUUCGUGCCUCUCCUUCUCUACUUUUCCUACACGUCCAUUAUGGUCGUGUCGGUAUGGGUGCUUACUGGCACCAUUGGCUUCUACUCUGCUUAUUGGUUCAUUAGAAAGAUCUAUGCUGCUGUCAAAAUUGACUAGGCCAUUGAUGCUGCUUUGAAAACUUCAUCAUUCGAAUGAACAAGGUUCAAUAUAAAAGUUACAUAAUCAUUUUCAUUUAUUAGAAGCGUGAAUAAAUUUUUGAUUACCAAGGUUGAAAAACCUUGAAGCAUUUUACAUCAAAGCCUAGCACCUUGUAUCAUGAAUUAAAUUAGAACUUGACAUAUCGAAGGACUUCGUAGUUCAGCUACUUUGCUGUUGUGCAAUUCUGUGUUAUUAUUUUGAAUUAUUUCGAUUGAAGUUGUGGGAUGUAGCAAUUAUU